This is a messenger RNA of Xenopus tropicalis (tropical clawed frog), 1993 nucleotides long. It is a transcript of the gene cenpm, whose product is annotated as centromere protein M. NCBI's taxonomy places the organism in Eukaryota, Metazoa, Chordata, Amphibia, Anura, Pipidae. The record is from RefSeq and is marked provisional. Gene Ontology annotation, cellular component: nucleus; chromosome, centromeric region.
UGAGAGGAAGACGAUCGUGUCUGGAGCUAAAUUAGUGGCACUGUCCUUUAUCAUGGCGACACUCAGACCGUUCGAUAAAAUGCCUAUGCUUAACGCCGCUGCAUUACUGUUAGUGGGGACAGAAGAAAGUCAUAGAGAACAGCUGGCAAGUGCUAUGUUGAAAGAGCCAAAAACCUUUGAAGUAAAGAUUCACAUGGCACAAUCACUCCCACUGCCUUAUGAAAGGGAACACUUACGCCCCCGGUUUGAUAUGGUGGUCUUUCUGAUCAACCUGCACAGCCAGUUCAGCCUCUCCACUGUUCUUGCAUCUCUCACACAUUUAGAUGUUAACUUCUUUCUUGGGAAAGUGUGUUUUGUUGCCAUUGGAGGUGGCCAAGUGAAACACUGUAUGGUUGAUAUAGCCACAGUAAAGAAGCUUGCUGACACACACCUAAGCACCCUGCUUUUUUCUGAGUUUGAUAGCGAAGAUGAUGUGACCUGUACAGCGCGGAGGCUGCUGCAGAUGGUUCAGAUUUGUGCAGGAUUGGUUCCUGGUAUCUCUGCGCUGUAUCUAGGGUCAUUUAUGAAUAGCACUUUACAGACAGACCAGUUUUAGCUCAGUUCUUCUGCCUGUCACUACAGCUAAAGUAGGAUUCCUACAGAAUCCUAUUCUACACUAGACUGUGGCAGUUAUAGUGCAGUCUGUCUUUACCUAAUAUUGAAGUCACACUCACCAUCUGUAUGUAAUGGACCAAAGAGUCUGCUGUUUCUGUUCAGUAGCAUGCACCCAUUACUUUCUCUUACCUCUCUCUAUAUGUCACAUCAUUUACUGCCUUUGCACUGUCUGUGUGUAAUCACAUAAUGAGUUAGUGUCUUCUUACAGAAUCAUUCAGAUCUGCUGAGCCCUUUCACUGAGGGGUAAACACCUAUUAGGCUAUAAUCAGACCAGGAUUGUUCUCGGCCUGCGGAUAAUCACAGGUUAAGAAACAACCUGACCAUUUACCUCUUCUCUGUGUUGUUUCUGCACCCAGAGCCACUGCAUCAGCCCAGGUGCAUAUCAAUGCUGAAAUCCAAUCGUGUAGAAACAACACAGAGUGAAGGUGAGCUGUCAGGUUUUUUCUUGGCUUGUGUUUAUCCGCAAGCUGAGAAACAGCCUGGUCUGAUCAUAGCCUCACAGUAGGAUUUUUUUUAGCUGUGUUUUGUUUUGUAACAAGUUUUAAAGCGGAACCUACCUGUAGCCUUUUAGAUCAUUCAAGAUCUAGACCAAACUGUGUCCAAUAAGUGUAAAGCCAUUUUCGCUGCAAAAUAUCUGCAGAGUGUGGGCCUAUUCGAAACGUUCAUGCAUUGAACGUGUUCAUUCCUUUACAUGCCACCUGCGUAAAUGAACAAUUGUGCCAUUGUUGCUGAUUUUAAAUUUCUGUUUUUCAAUUUUAUCUAUGCAGUAUGUUUACUGGCGACAUGUGGCACAGAUAACUUAGAAACCACUAACAUAAAAGGUUAGAGGAGCAUGCAGACACACUUUGCAUUAAUGUGUCACUUUAAUAAAUGAAAUCUGAUUCAGCAGGUUGGCAGGAAGGGUACAUGAUGGUUGUAAAAUAAUAGUAGGGGCAGAAUUUACAGCAGGACUAUAUAGGAAAAACCUAAGCCAAUAUUCUGUUAGAUUUACCAGAAGCCUCCACUGACUGCAUUUAACAGUAAGGAGUAGCAGAGGCAUGUAUGUAAAACUAAGGUAUUUACCUUUUUUUAUUAAUCUUAUUUUGCUUCAACUAAACUCUCUGCAAUCAUUAUAUAAAGCAAUCAUUUCAGUUAUGAAACAAAAUAUACGUUUUACACUGUGUUUACAGUGAAGCUUUUAGUGAUAUUUAUUAUAUUUUGUCUGCAUAUUUUGCAGCAAUAAAAAUGCAAACAAAGACUAACCAUAGUACCAGGUUUCCCUGGUGACAGAAGUCCAUGCUGUAAUAUAUUACUUUUUAUAUAAGCCAUUUGUAUAAUAAUAAAGACCUAUUUUCUAUUA